This is a messenger RNA of Mytilus californianus (California mussel), 2112 nucleotides long. RefSeq lists its product as uncharacterized. Gene Ontology annotation, molecular function: peptide receptor activity; guanylate cyclase activity. Gene Ontology annotation, biological process: intracellular signal transduction; cGMP biosynthetic process; receptor guanylyl cyclase signaling pathway. The transcript is spliced from 8 exons. The record is from RefSeq and is a predicted model, not a curated record. The coding region runs from base 1 to 2112 and encodes 703 amino acids. Lineage: Eukaryota; Metazoa; Mollusca; Bivalvia; Mytilida; Mytilidae.
AUGACUGGAACGAAAGUGAAACCAUCUGAUAGGGAGAAAAAUGUUUCGAAUUCGUCAGCAAGCACAACUUCGAUGCUCUCCCUUACACCAUCACAGCUUAAUACAGCAAUAAUGGACAUGUUGAGUAUGAGACAAGCAGCUACAAGAUGUGACGCAGUGUGUAGAGGUAAUCCCAUCACAGAUGCAGGGAAACGCAAGCAAAUGAUCAAAAUGUUGUCAGUUGUAAUGAUUCCAGUAUUAGUAAUUACAGGUAUGACAGCAAACACUUUUGCCAUUGCCAUUGACAACUACAUCAGUUCUGCAAAUGUCCGAGAACUCCUCUUCUUCAGCAUAGAAUUGGGAGCACUGCUGCGUACCAUUCAAUUUGAACGAGACAUGAGCGCCCUUUAUGUCAGUAAUAUUAAACCAGAGACAAAAGAUUUUCUACUGCAGAGAUAUCCUGAUACUGAUCUUGCUAUUCAAAAUUUAUCAAGAUGGCCGAGAGGAGACGACAUUGUAAUGGAAAUGGAAACACGGGAGCGUUUUCUCUCAUAUUUGAAUAAACACCGAUAUCAGCUUGACGUUUACAAUCAGUCCGUGGAAACUGAAUUAGAUUUCUAUUCCAACAGCAUAAUGGUUUUAUUGAAAUGGUUAUACGACGCAAUUAGCGAAUCAAGUACUGGAUCAGUUUGGAAAGAUGUGGUGGCAUAUCAAGAAAUUAUUGUGUCAAGCGAACUCUUUGGUAGAGAAAGGGCGCUUGGAGUAUCCUUUUACGCAACUGGUGGUUUUGAAACAAGAGAAAAAUAUCUUUUGUUUAUGGAAAAUCAGGAUCGGGCAAACGUCACUUUCGAAUCGGCCAGAUUCUACUCUAAAAUAGCAUUUGACAUUUAUAACAUAGAACUGGCUAAAAAUACCGAGGUUAUUGUUCCAAUUGAAGAUUAUAGAAACAGAAUCAAGUCAAAUAAUUAUACUAGUACACAAGCAUCUAUCCAUGAGGCUGAAAGAUGGUUUGAUAACAUGACAAUAUAUCAGGGAGUCUUGACACGAACACAAAAUGCGCUCGCAAUGACCAUUGACGAAAGUCUCGCCAAAGCAUCUGAAGAGGAACUUCAAAGUGUUAUAACUAUAUGCAUUGUGUUUGGCGUCAUUCUUAUUGUAUGCCCAUUGAUUGUAUUUGCAGUGUACUCAUUAACAUCUGAAAUCCAAAAGUAUUCAAUUUCCAUCGCCAACAGGACUAAAGCCCUAAACAAAGAAAAGAAACGUACUGAUGUUUUACUGUACCAAAUGUUGCCAAAGAGUGUAGCAGAACUUCUAAAAAGAAGCCAGGAAGUAGAUGCGGAGCAAUAUGGCGAUUCCACCAUAUUCUUUAGUGACAUUGUGGGCUUCACAAGUAUAUCUGCACAGAGCUCACCUCUACAAGUUGUUGAUAUGUUGAAUAGAUUGUAUUUAAGCUUUGAUACUAGAAUCGAGAUUUAUGACGUUUAUAAGGUGGAGACCAUCGGUGAUGCCUAUAUGGUCGUAUCUGGUGUUCCUAGGAGGAAUGGUAGGAGACAUGCAUCGGAAAUAGGAACAAUGGCACUUGAUCUUAUAGAUAAUAUUAAGAGGCUGGAAAUUCCGCACCUACCUGGAACCAAAUUCAAACUCCGAAUCGGAUUACACUCAGGACCAGUUCUUGCCGGAGUUGUUGGAACAAAAAUGCCCAGGUACUGUUUAUUUGGCGAAACAGUCAGCAUUGCAUCCAAAAUGGAAUCCCAGGGCAGAGCAAACAAGAUACAAAUAAGCCAUACUACUAGAGAUUUAUUGAAGGUUUUUGGUGGCUUUAUCAUGGAAGAAAGACGGGAUGAUGAAAUGAGACAAGAUCGAGAUGUUCUGAAUGCUUUUCAUGGUUACGUUCGUACAUACUGGUUACUUCAUCGUGAAGGUUUUCUGUCUGACGUUGAUGAUGAUUCCUCAAGAUCAACCUCUCCGGAAUAUCCAAUUCAAAGCACUGGAAAGUCCGGAGACAAACCAAGACGAGAUCGAUAUGAGUGUUCAAUAUCACAUUACCAAAAUGCAUCAGCCAUUACUUUUAGAAUCCAUGUGACUUAUGUUCCCAACCUUCAUUUGUUUAUAUUUAGUGAAUGUGAACUGUAA